UUGUUUGAAUAGAUUUUCUACUCGAAUAUGUUUUAUCUCAUAUCUCAUUUCACUAGUUUGCUUUUGAUGCUGACUAAUAAAUAAAUGGUGCCUCAGUAAUUCCAAAAAGGUUAUGUUACUAUUCAUAGCUCAGAAGGCCUACUAACUGCUGAAGUGUGUAAAAAAAAAUUCACCUUGUCAUCCUUUUUGUGUCAUCCUUUUUCAUUUUUGCUCCUUUAUUUUCACCUUUUCAUUCAUUUUGCUUUAUUGUGAGUCUUUAGAUUGCAUUUAGUUUAAGUAUAUGCACUUCAAACAGGACUCAGGGCUACUCUUUGACAUGCGUGAAAAAGACAUCUGUCCACUGGUACUAAUGUCACCGCAGCCACUUUUUGAGUGAAUCUGUCUGUCUAACAUCAUGUGUCCAUUGAUGCUUGUGAUAUAUUUAAAAAGUGUUUCUUUGAACACAUGUUAAGUAGCUCGAAACGCUCAAACGGGGGUUCUACAGUAAUAUAAUCAAGCGGCUCAUUAUGCCAGAAAUGAUCUGUAGUGACGUGGGUCUUAAUGAACUUUGCGCGUGGACAUGCGUGUGACACGCGGCAGCGCAACACAGUGCUGUCAUCCAAAGUCCUCGGAGCCUCCUGUAAGGCGUCAGACUGACCGCCUGGCUGCCAGAUCAGCCUGCAUUUCACACCUACCUCCAAAUCAGGUGGCUGCUGCUUCAGCUCCAUCACCGCGGACUGUGCAGUGAUGGUCGAGUGUGUGGAUGUGGAUUAGAGACUCGGGUCUAACUGGCUGAUGCGGAACACCUGCACGUGGCGGAGGACUGCCUUCUUUUCCUUUACUCGACCUCCAGCCUCCAGCAGCUUCACUUCGCCCGUCAAGCGAGAGAAAGCGAACGAUGAGCUCUUCUCUCCCCAAAAGCGAGUCCACCAUUUCUCUGCUGAGAUCAUCGGGGCUCAACCGCAGGUCCGGGCACUCGAAUAACGGUCCACACGACCACCGGAGCCACCGCACUCACCAUCAGUCCACCGGAGCUGGAGGAAGUGAUGAUGCAGGCUGCACUGAGGACUGCGAGACGAGUGCGCGGAGACCUCUCUGCCAACCAAGACAUGCCGACUCCCGAAAUGUAGGUGAUCACCGGGUGCAGAAAAGCCACUCUCACCGGCAGGCGAACAUGCUGGAUGAUGGUUACGCUCAAGAGGACGUGAGACACCGGACGAGCCGGCAUCAGAAAGAGCGCAGCAAGUCCUCCAGGUCCAAACUCGCCCAUCAUCACCACGACUCCUCUCGAGGUGAGCUGCCUCCUGCGGCGCAUCACCAAAGCGGCUCUCGGCAGGACAGGAGGACCUCACCAACUCCAUCUUAUCCAAAACAGUCGGACGAUGCGGCUUUCUUCUUCGAGCCCAGGGAGAGAGUCAUCACCGGAUCAUCCUCCAGUCUCAGCUCUGACCCAGCUGCGACCAGCGCACCUGUCCAGCCCGCAGCCAGCCGCCCAUCCAAAAGACUGAGCGCAGCCGCGUCUGAAUAUGACUCUAGUCUUCAUCCCAUAGUGAAGUCAGUCUUUGGGCAGGACCAGAAGAAGAACUACAAAGCAGUGCAGUCCUGUGAGGAGGGGGGCUCUGGGGGGGCCUAUCUUGAGCCGCUAGUGGCCCUGGCCCAGAACGGAGCCAACAUGCACAACGUACUGGGGCCUGCAUGCAUCUUUCUACGCAAGGGCUUCGCUGAGAGCCGGCAGGCUGACCGAGAGUUGAGGCCCGAAGAAAUGGAUGAGUUGCGUGAGGCAUUCAGGGAGUUUGACAAAGACAAAGAUGGGUUUAUUGGCUGUAAAGACCUGGGGAACUGCAUGAGAACUAUGGGCUACAUGCCAACAGAGAUGGAGCUGAUAGAACUGAGCCAGCAGAUCAACAUGAAUUUGGGAGGACAUGUUGACUUUGAGGACUUUGUUGAACUCAUGGGGCCCAAACUUCUGGCUGAAACUGCAGACAUGAUUGGGGUGAAAGAGCUGAGGGAUGCAUUCAAGGAGUUUGACACUAAUGGUGACGGCCAGAUCAGCACAGCAGAACUUAGAGAAGCAAUGAAAAAACUUCUAGGACAACAGGUUGGACACAGAGACCUGGAGGACAUCCUACGAGACAUCGACCUCAACGGAGAUGGUCAUGUAGACUUUGAAGAAUUUGUGCGGAUGAUGUCACGAUGAGUCCCUGACAGAGAGCUGACAUGUUAAAACACAACAUGGAUUCUCUGUUGGCAUGGGAGGAAGAGGAGAGAGAGCAUCACAGAGUACCGAUGGAUCUCGAACUUCUGAAUUGUCGAUGAACGAGAAAAGAAACACAUAUCAACCCUGCCCUGAAACUGCCAUGCUGAAGCACAAAGGCUGACGACUACAGCCAGGAGCAACACUGUUGAUUAUAUGCUGCUGCUGUUUCUUAGAGCAUAAACAAAACCAACAGCUGCAUUUCUGACUUUUACAAAGUAUAUUUUAAAAAGCAUAUUUUCCUUUAGUAAUGACAACAUUUCUAAUGCUGAUGUGGCUGUUGACUCAAUGGGUAAAAGGGUAAUAACUGUAGCAAUUAAGAAGACAUAUUUUCAACUACAGCAGUAUGCCAGCAAACACCCAAACCAAUACAACACGUUCUUUUCUAAUGCUAAGAACAAGUUAAGCACAAAUACAAAACGGCAAUAUGGAAAUAUUUCAUGUGAUCUUGUCAAAGCUGUGAGUUUGUGUUUUGUGCAUACUGUUGUUCUCUCCACCCUAUACUGUAGAUUUAUUAUGUCUCUUAAGACUGUUGUCAAACCCUGGUUAAGACAAGCCAAUAUUUGUUCUGUAAUUAUGUGUAAUGUAGCACUGAUGCAGUUUUUCUGACUUUAAUAACAUUAUGUCUAUCUUACUGUGAUAUAUAUGUCAUUUUCAGUGUGCACAAGGCUAACAGACUCCACCAACUGCAAAAAUUCUUACAGGAAAUUCUCUCUAGAUACAGUGAGUUGCUAAUCGUGACUGCUGUGAUAGGCCUUUUUAAUUAAAUGUUUGUUUUACUAAUUCUGAAUAUUACUCUGCAUGAGUUUGACAGAUCAUCUAUACCUUAACUCACAUUGGUAGGUGAUCAACAGAGCGUUGAAACUAUACACGAAAGAGAGAUUCUGUUAAUGCUUAAAUUUUUAUCUACAUUUAUUUUAUGAUAAAUGUACUUUAUUUUUAUUGGGUUUUGUGAGUCUACUGAGUCUACAGAACGGACCUGAAGUGAUUUUCACUUUGGUGCAACAUUUACAAUUUUAACUAAUACCUCAAAAUGAAUUGAACAAUCAACCUCAUCCAUAAACUGCCCCUAUAGCAUAAACUCUAAUACCAAUUUAUUUACCCUAUUACCUUCAUUAUUUAUAUUUGUAAAGAAGCAGCAUUGCCUUCUUUAUGCAAAAAGCCAAAGAAAGUUUACACAAAUAUUAUUUGAGUCUUAUUCAGUGUAGUAAGUGUAUGCAGUAUGUUUUCGAAAUAUAAUCCAUUGGAUUAUAUUUUCAAAAUGGCUGCUUGAAAUGCCGGUCGGUUCCCGGGGCAGCUAAAUAUUGGUUGACUGUUCAUAAGUGGACAUGGGGGGAUAUGCAUGCUUUAAAGUUAUGAUAUACUUUGAAAGGGACAUCUUAUUUUGUGAUUUUACUUGUCUUAACUGUGUGAAACUAUGCAUGCAAGAAACAACUGAAAUUUGUAGCAGAAUAUAUAAAAAUAAAGGUUUUUAUUGGAACUUGA
Siniperca chuatsi (mandarin fish) is the source of this 3718-nucleotide messenger RNA. It is a transcript of the gene cabp1b, whose product is annotated as calcium binding protein 1b. Lineage: Eukaryota; Metazoa; Chordata; Actinopteri; Centrarchiformes; Sinipercidae. Gene Ontology annotation, molecular function: calcium ion binding. The record is from RefSeq and is a predicted model, not a curated record. Bases 878 to 2176 code for a protein of 432 amino acids. The transcript has 8 exons.